This is a messenger RNA of Xyrichtys novacula (pearly razorfish), 8446 nucleotides long. NCBI's taxonomy places the organism in Eukaryota, Metazoa, Chordata, Actinopteri, Labriformes, Labridae. The record is from the annotation of a GenBank genome assembly.
UUCAGAAUGAUAAAGUAUCUGCACUUUUAAUACAUCUCCAAACACGCCUUGUUAUUUGCAACAACGAAGUAACAGGACAACUCAACAGAUAGACAGCAUCAGACUCAUCAGCAUGCCACCACUACACCUUCAAAAAAUGCCUCUCUGUGAUCCAAAUCUACUUUUUAUUACAAAAGCUAUAAAAUUUUCUGACACAAAAUACUGUACAUUUCACAAGUCAGUAAUUAUACUUUUUUUUCAAGUUUAUCUUACAAAACUAUUUACAUUUGUGACAUUAAGUAAGCAAACCCUCCCCUUACAAAAUGUGUCCCACAAUAGGAAAAAAAAUACAAUGCCAAACACACACCACUUUGGGAACAUUUGGUUGCACAUGCAGAAAAAAACACCCUCUUGUAGAAACCCUAGAGUCAAAUUUAGAGCUGUCAGAUUUAUCUGUUAGUUUUAGGUCAGCUCUUGAUUGGAAAUAAAACUAAACUCCCCUGAACAGCCCAGUUGCUUGAUAUGUUACUCAAUCAGUGUUUUCAGUGAACCAGCUCUAUAGAAAUCUAGUCUGAACAUGGAGCAAGUGUACACACUGAGAUGACCGACUAGGAACGAUUCAAAGAUAUAUAUUCUUUGUGUGUUUUUCGUUUAAGUCCUGUGCAAAUCUACAUAUUAGUUCUGCUUUUUGCACUGAAAGUUGUUAAUUGUGUUAGAGAUUAAAAAGCCUGAAAAAAAUUAAAAAAGGGAAAUGUGGCAGCAUACAGUCUGGAGUGUAUUUCACUCUUUGCAAAGGCUCAGUAUUCGCUACAGGGACUACAAAAGAUGGGGGGUCAUUUUUAAAUCACGAGGUAUCUUUGCAAUACUAAUCCCAUUGAAUUUGAAACUUGUGCCCAUUGUACCCUGGAGAAAACUUUGAUUUUUUUCUCCACAUUAGGAUAAGCCUGGAAAUACACCCUCUUUUUUACUGUCGACAAACCCCAGAGAAACCAACUCACAUUGUAACACGUGAAAGCUUUCUUUAUCUGAAGGCAUCUGAAGUCCAACAGCUUUGAAGAAAGGUGUGAUAUUCAUUAACAGCAUUAAUAUAUAAUCGAAAAGACGUACAUCUAUCCUAAAACAGCUGAGCUUUGUAAAUAACUGGCAGUUAAAGCUCCUGUGGGGGAUUUUUUUGACAUUUGUGAAAUAGGCUGAAAUCUACACUAAUGCCUAUUUAUGAUAUACAAAAAUAAACAAUAUCAUUAGCAACAUAAGUGUAGAUUUAUACAAAAUAAUUUUAAUGCCUGAAAUUGUUGCAAUGGGGGUAGGUGUCAGUCAGGCAGCUGAAGAAACAGACCCUUUUUUAUAUUUCACACAAUAAGUACACAUAGAAAUAUCAUAUAUUUGACUCCAAAGUCAGUCGGUUUCAAUUUUUCGUAAGAAGACACUACCCAAGAACUUUGAGGACAAAGUAAGCAAAGGCUGGAUCAUCUACAGGGGGCGCCAAAACUGACACAAAGUUCCUCACAGGAGCUUUAACCUUAAAAAGUAUUUCAGAGUGAUUCUGCUGGGGACUAUUUUCAGGUGUGGAUUUGCAGAUAUAUGGUGCUUGAUAAGCAUUUGAGCCUGCAUAUAACAGUGAAUGAAAACAAAAUACAAUGCAUGGUUGUAAAUGGUAUUGAAAAAGCAUAUCAUGUAGUACCAAUAGCUUAAAGACAACACUAUAGAUCUAAAGGGUAAGAGGGUGUUGCUGAGAUUUUUAAAAAAUGGACAAUUUUGCUGGCAUUUUUGACAGUAAAAGGAAUCGAGAUUAUCAGCAAGUUAUCAUUUAAAAUCAGCUGCAGUUUUUAAACAGAAUUGUACACAGAUAGGAGAAACACGGUGAUAUCAUUUCACUAAUGACUUGCAUUUUCAGCCAAAAUUUCCACCACAGUAAGACAUAGUAAUGAGGGACAGAAUAUGAAUCUAGGCCAUAUUCCUGCUUCGGUAAAAUCUCCAUAUCCACACGCCUUUCUCGAUGAUUUUGGGGCUUUUGCUCCUACUGUGAAAUAACAUCCAUUUCAAUAACUUCAUUUACAUUUAAAUAGCUCGGUAGCCACCGCUCAGCGCAGCUCUAACAAAAAAAAAAAAAAGCAGGAAAAUGAAAUGAGUCACCAUUGCUGCUGUUAUGGCGCUGCCUUUGAGACAGAUGCAGGGUUAACAUUAAAAACACAAACUGUCAAAGAGGGGCAGGUAACAUCUGUUCUACAGACCAUUUGGGAAACAUGCAAAGCAGUAAUAUUGGGACGGUGGGCUUUCUCUUUAAAUUUGACAUCUUUUUUGGGUCAAGAUGACGACAGAAUGAGCUGCUUUUGUGCAGGAUUUCAGGCAGCAGCCGAUACACAGAGUAGUCCUGUGAACGUACUUGUUUUUGCUGACGAUGAGCUCUCAUUGAAAAUCAAAGUGCCACAAAGGACACUUUUAGACGGACCUUUAUUUCAAAGACUGGGAUUAUUACAGCUGCUCGAGUCUUCCUCCAAAAGCACCAAACUCCAUUGAGGAAAAAACCCAGCAAUUUAACCUGCAAUAUAUUGACAGCUUGGCUUCAGCUGCCUCAAUCAGAAUUCUUUAUAAUGUUACAGACUGCUACACAAACACUGUCUUGGAUACGAAUUAACUAUUAAAAUCCAAAGACACACAGUAGCACAAAAAAUUAACCAAUCACAGAAGCAACACACCUGCAGCUUCUGUUUCAGUAAAAUUGCUGUAUUGGUUAAUGACGUUUGGUGGCUUCAGAGGAGAGAUUUACCAGCUGUAUCUGACUGUAAAGAUGCCUCUAUCUUUAUAUAUCUUUUUAUACUUUGAUCAGAAAAGACUAUAAUAUGAGUUUUUCAGUUGCAAAAACAAGCACAAGUUUGAUAGACCCUGCUACAUCUACAGUGUAAACGUACUCUCUAUGACCUCAAAGUGAAUCAUCUGCCAAAAUUGGGUCCAGAAAAUCCUGCAACUAUAGAAAAUUUUAAGUAUUGUAGUUACCAUCAGACAUAGAUUUUUAAACCCAGUGUUGUAUUUCACCACCAUCCAAUUCCAAAUGUAGAAAUAUAAGCUGAAUUUUGCUCCUAGCUCUUGUAUGAAAAUAUUUUUUCAGUUGGGUAUCCCCCUCUUUCUGUAUUCUACAUAUUUACAAAGUCACCUUAGAAAUAUUGAUGAGAAACAGCAGUUUAGUCCUCCCCAAAGAGUGUAUAGUAAACCAUUACACUAUUCCUUCCUUACUGGAAAUGUCUCAUUAUGAGGCAUCUCUAGAUAUCCAGCCGCUCUCUGUGAGGAAGGUGAAGAUGCGCUUCUUGAGCACCUUGUCCAGGUAGCUGGGCAGUCGGCUCUUGGCCGGGAUGCCCUGCCUUUUCUGCAGGUGAUCCUUGAUGAUAAUAGUUUUGACAGUCAGGUAGCGUGCCGGGCUGAGGUUCAGAGAGUUACACAGCACCUUCUCCCGGUCCGACAGCAGCUCAAAGCCCGUCAGAUUCUCAAUCGCAGAAAACUCGCCAUCUUUGCCCUCUUCUUUGAUCCCCCCUCCAACACCCAACCCUCCCGCCACACCUCCACCUCCCCCAGUUCCUCCAAGUCCGAUCCCGGAGCCAAGUCCGCCCCCUCCUCCGCUGCCACGUUUGGAUGUAACCACACUUUUGUUCUCUUUGCGUUUCUCUCUUUUGUGGCGCGCUGCUUCAUACUCCGUAGAUUCCUCCAGGCGGGUGAUGCCAUUGCGGCGGUAUCGCUGCAGCUCACGCACCUUCGCCCUCAGCACUCGCUCUUUAUGCAUGUUCUCAAAGAAGUCUUCAAACUCCCUAUGGGCCAUGAACUGGCAGAGUCCCCUCAGUCUCACCCUCUGCUCCUUCUCUUCCUUUGUGAUCUUCCUUUUGGGGGUACUUGGAACUGGGCCUGCUCCUGCUGCUGUCAUGGAUCCAGAUCCAACAGUUCCACCUCCAGCUCCUCCCCCUCCAACCCCACCUGUUCCAAUCACCCCCAGCGUACCUGGUUUCUCUUUCUCCUUGUCUUUCUUGUCUCGGCCCAGAAACCCAGGCACUAAGUUGUAGUCUCGGGCAAUGUUCUUGCGUCGCUGGCGUUCUCUGAGCUUACGCACAUACAUGUCCACAUGAGCCCGUUUCAUUUCUAUCUCCACAUCCUCAUCGUCGUAGUUCACAGACAGCCCACUGAUGAGCUUUUCUGCGUCCUGAUCAUACUCAAUCUCAUAGUCAUCACGUAGCGGCAUGUAGCCCAGCUGCUGCUGCUCUGCCAGGCUGAUAUCCAGCGGUGGUAGUGGUGUUGUGAGGCUGGGAGACAGAGGACCCCCACUUGGGCAUGUGUGGUCUGUCACCCUGUUGGGAAUGCUGUCAGGGAUGCAUGCCUUACCCAAGUUUCCGUGGAUGUACAUGGUGACGUAAUGCUCCAUGACUUCUUGAGGGGUUCUGGUUGCUCCCACAUGAGCAGCCAUGUCCUCCUGAAAGGCAACAGGAAAGACCAAAUAAGGCAAGAGUAGUGCUGACACAAUUUAUCAAUGGGUAACCUUUGAUAUUUUCAACUCUUUUAAGGAACAAAAAAACAGACAUCUGCACCUCUUCAUGGCUGUUUUUCUCCAAAUAUAUCCAUGCAAAUGCCUUUUUGCAGGUGUGAUUUUGUUCAUUUCAAUAACUUAUUUUCCAACGCAGUGCUAUUUUAUUUAACCCAAACAGUUCAGGGGAUUAGACAAAGUGGCUUACUAACCCAUCAAAAGUCAUCCACCAGGUGUUGACUAAAUCAUUCUUCCAUGUCAUUUGAAUCAAGGUUAUGAGUUUUUUUUAUCAAUACCACAUGCUUUAAAACAAAACAUUAGCUCUUUUCAUUCAAUAUAAAAACUGUAAAAUAUUUUUUUUUCCUGAUUUUCCAUACUGGUUAUGCUUUAAAUAACUUGUAUAAAAGCUAAAACACACUCGCCUCACACUUUUACUGGCCCAGCAGGACUUACAUAGUUUUUACCUUGACAUAUAUUGAAGUCCCAUAUCUCACUGUAUCUCAGCUUUACUUAGAAACUAAAUUUUUUUAACUUAUAUUUUAACAAUUUAGUUUUCUAUGUCCCUUUUCAAAGAAUUAUACUAACUGAGUAUCUCUAGACACCGAAGUGACCCUUGUCAUCUCAUAUUUCGGGCUCUUUUUACCAGCCCAACUGUCUAAUGAGCAAUAUUACAACUUUUAUACUGAAUAUGAAAUAAAUAACAUAUAAUGAAAGCAAAUACUAGAAUUUGUCCUCUGUAAUAGUUUAACUCAAGUUAUACCGCCUAAUUUUAGUCGCCUAACUUUAACAGUCCGAGUGUAUUGAGGUUUCUCAUAAGGGUCACAGCGACAGUUUCACUCAACAACUUUUACCGUUCAUGUUUUCUCAGCAACAGAAACUUAACUUUGGUCGGUCAUUUUGGCAUUUUUAAAUAUAUGUAGAGUAAAUAAGUUAAAAAUUGAUGUACCCAGUUUCCAAAGCCAUACUGCUCGAUGGCAUCGAGCAGCGACUGCUCUUCCCUGCUGGUCCAUCCUCCCUCCGCCUCGGGACCCCAGAGAGAGAACCGACCGCCGUCGACCUGCUGGUAGCCGUGCCAUCUGCGGUGAUUCCCGAGUUCCGCACCUGCUGAGAAGCAUUCCGGGCACAGCUCGAUGUCCGGACAGUCGGUGCAGCGAAGCCGCAGAUUUGUAACGUCUGCAAGGCAGUUAACGCAGUACUUCUUCCCCAGGUCGGCCAUGUUGCCUGGCUCCUGCUUCUUGUUGUUGGAGGCAGAACUCCGCGCCUGCGCACCAGCAGCCUCGCCGCACAUCCUGCUUGUUAAUAUUAAUGAGCGAGGGUCAGGGCGGCGCGGAUUGGCUCACAGGGUUAGUUUCCAGGACAACCGCAACAAAACAAACUUUCACUGAUUUAGGAAGAGCACAGGCAUUAUCGACGUUAUUAUUCUCGAGACUUUUAAUAUUUCACUAUAUUUGCUUUUCCUCUUCAAAGAUGGAGUUGGAUGCUGAAAACGAAACUAACGAGGUGACGAAUAAUAUAGAGAAGGCAGAUUUCUCCAAUGAGGAAAUUUCUCUAAUUUCUCCAAUUAAUAAUGGCAGUGAAACUAUCCCAGCUGAAAUAGUGGCGCCACAUCAUGAUAAAGAGAUCUUAGAAAUUGUGAAAGCUACAGAAGAGGCCCUCGGUGGUGAGGCAGCUGAACCAGAAGAAAACUGUGAAAACCUGCCUCCUGACACAAAUCAAGACCUGGAUGUAGAGACAGACACAGUCAGGGAACACCUAGGGACCCCUGAAGAGAGUGUUGUUUUUGAGACAAACAGCCCAGAAAAUGAAGGACCUGAAAGGCUGCAUUUAGACACCCCACAACAAGAGACCACCUGUCCGCAGGGGGAGGAAGACAAGGAAGAAGACGAGGAACCCACUCCUGCUGCUCCAGACUUCGGCUACGAGGAAAACACCCAACUCCUCCAGGAGCUGUGUGAGCAGAGAGAAAAAGCUGCCCAGCGCAGCGCCCAGCUCCAAGUGAAGCUGGUGGAGUACUUCCGCAGGACAAGCGGCGAUGAGACUCAGGUGGAGAUGGAGAAGGAGGACCCAGAGCAGCAGCAGAAGGAGGAGUAUGAGAGGUUCAUGAAGAUCCUGAUGAAGCUGAAGCAGCAGAUCAACACAGAGUCAGAGACGGCGCAGCUGCAAGUGGAAGAACUAAGGGUGCAGUGUCAGGAGAAGCUGGAUAAGGUUAGUGAAUUAUCCUAGAUCUGCAGGAUCUGCAUUUAAAGUAAACAGUCAUCUUCAAUGAAAACUCAUCAAGUGUCAGUUUUUAAACCAGAUUUUAAUGCUUCAGAUGUGUAACCACAUUUCUUGGAGCUUUAAAUAGUGUCCUGUUGGUCCAGGAAGGAGGAUAACAAGGAGUUUACAUAUGCUGUAUGUGGAUGUGACACCCAUACUAAGCAUGAAGACAGUACUUUUAUUCAGGAUGCACACAGACGGGAUGAUUCAUUUUUAAAUAAAGAUCUAAAGUUUUGAAAUUAAGUUGAAGCUGUCAGUUUCAGGGGAGUUCAGGUUAAAACGGUCUCCUCUUCUCUCUCAGGUGAAAGACAUAUGGCAAGCGUUUAUGGCAUUGAAGCAGGAUGUGGCUGUUUCAGUUCUCAGCCGCCGUCUGGGUAAACAAGCCGCUCAGACCAAAGUGGAGUCUAUUCUCGCAGCAGAGCAGCUUCACCAGGAUGAGCUGAUGAAGCUACGCCUGAAGCAUCUGAACCUGAAGACCAAGGUAGACAUGCUGGAGGAGCUCCGUGAUGAGGUCCAGAAGAAGGCCGCGCUCCAGAUUCAAUUUGAGCAUGUGCAGGCUGGGAGACAAGUGCAGAGACAACAAACCGAAAAACAGAACGAGGAGUCAUUAAAGUUGCAGCAAAAGAUGAACAGCAGCUUGGAGGUGGGUUUAAGGAAACACAGGGAAGAAAAAGAUUGAUUAAGUUCAGAACUGAGUUGUCUUCUGCACCCCCAGGUUCUGACAAACAUAAAGGAGAAGCUUUCCUGGAGCCAGCUGGAGGUGCAGGCAAAGAAAGAGAAGCUGGCCAAGGUGGAAGCCACGCUGGCUAGAAAGAGGGACCUCCUGACCAGAAUCAAGAAAUCUCGUGACAGUUUGCAGAGAGACAACCAAAGGCUGAAGGAGCAUCGUGGACUGCUGGGGAACAUGACUCUGCUGCGGGACUUUCAGGAAACUGUGGAUGCCACCGAUCACCUGGAAGAAAAACUUGAGAAACUUAAGAAUCGGCAUGCUGAGAUUGUUUCAGGAGGAAAAAGAAACUGCAGACAACUUCAUUAAUAAAGAGAUUUUAACACAUGCCUCCAAUGGCAGCAUUUUCAGUAUGAAAAUAACUGAUUAAAAUUCAAAUUCACAGUAAUAAAAAGAUUAAGAAUGAGCUUAAAAGACUGAGAUCAUGUGUCCGAAAAAUGUACCUAACUUCAACCUAUCUGUUCACAUGUAGGAGGCAUGUGUAUUGACAUUUACUGCAUUCGGCCACCAGGGAGAGCUCCAACUUUUUCCUUUUGGUAGCUGUAUACUCAUUGUCAUUCAGUAUAUCAAAAAUUAUAAGCUUUUAUGACCCUGGAAAUGGAUAACAUUGUUCUUCAGGACAACAAAUUUAGAAAAAGUUUUGUGUCUAGUUUCUUUGGUCUGUAGACACUGGACUUUUACACAAUAUUCUGACGUUCUGAGAUGAUGGAUUUUUGAGUUUGGUGAACUGUAGUCAUCAAUAUUUAAACAAAAAAGUCUUGAAAUGUUUCACUUUGUGUGUGAUGAAUCUUUGUGCUAUUGAUCUUCAGGACCAUCGUACUUUCACCCCUUGCUUUUGUGAUAAAUACAAAAAAUAAAGGUUACAUUUUGUGGCCUACACUUUUUAUUAUUACAGAGAGAGGACAGAGUUUAUAAUAAUCACUUUUUCAGACGUGGAAAAUGAAUUAAUAAAAAAUAAAUAAAUCACCCAGAGCCCCAUGCAA